AUGUCACCCAGCCUGGAGUAUGUUAUGUCACCCAGCCUGGAGUAUGUUAAGUCACCCAGCCUGGAGUAUGUUAAGUCACCCAGCCUGGAGUAUGUUAAGUCACCCAGUCUGGAGUAUGUUAAGUCACCCAGCCUGGAGUAUGUUAAGUCACCCAGCCUGGACCUGGAGUAUGUUAAGUCACCCAGCCUGGAGUAUGAUAAGUCACCCAGCCUGGAGUAUGUUAAGUCACCCAGCCUGGAGUAUGUUAAGUCACCCAGUCUGGAGUAUGUUAAAUCACCCAGCCUGGAGUAUGUUAAGUCACCCAGCCUGGAGUAUGAUAAGUCACCCAGCCUGGAGUAUGUUAAAGUCACCCAGCCUGGACCUGGAGUAUGUAAGUCACCCAGCCUGGAGUAUGUUAAGUCACCCAGCCUGGAGUAUGAUAAAUCACCCAGCCUGGAGUAUGUUAAGUCACCCAGCCUGGAGUAUGAUAACUCACCCAGCCUGGAGUAUGUUAAGUCACCCAGCCUGGAGUAUGUUAAAUCACCCAGCCUGGAGUAUGUUAAAUCACCCAGCCUGGAUUAUGUUAAAUCACCCAGCCUGGAGUAUGUUAAAUCACCCAGCCUGGAGUAUGUUAAAUCACCCAGCCUGGAGUAUGAUAAAUCACCCAGCCUGGAGUAUGUUAAAUCACCCAGCCUGGAGUAUGUUAAAUCACCCAGCCUGGAGUAUGAUAAAUCACCCAACCUGGAGUAUGUUAAAUCACCCAACCUGGAGCAUGAUAAAUCACCCAGCCUGGAGUAUGUUAAAUCACCCAGCCUGGAGUAUGAUAAGUCACCCAGCCUGGAGUAUGUUAAGUCACCCAGCCUGGAGUAUGUUAAGUCACCCAGCCUGGAGUAUGUUAAAUCACCCAGCCUGGAGUAUGUUAAGUCACCCAGCCUGGAGUAUGUUAAGUCACCCAGCCUGGAGUAUGUUAAGUCACCCAGCCUGGAGUAUGUUAAAUCACCCAGCCUGGAGUAUGUUAAGUCACCCAGCCUGGAGUAUGUUAAGUCACCCAGCCUGGAGUAUGAUAAGUCACCCAGCCUGGAGUAUGUUAAGUCACCCAGCCUGGAGUAUGUUAAGUCACCCAGCCUGGAGUAUGUUAAGUCACCCAGCCUGGAGUAUGUUAAGUCACCCAGCCUGGAGUAUGUUAAGUCACCCAGCCUGGAGUAUGAUAAAUCACCCAGCCUGGAGUAUGUUAAGUCACCCAGCCUGGAGUAUGAUAAGUCACCCAGCCUGGAGUAUGUUAAGUCACCCAGCCUGGAGUAUGUUAAGUCACCCAGCCUGGAGUAUGUUAAAUCACCCAGCCUGGAGUAUGUUAAGUCACCCAGCCUGGAGUAUGUUAAAUCACCCAGCCUGGAGUAUGUUAAAUCACCCAGCCUGGAGUAUGUUAAGUCACCCAGCCUGGAGUAUGUUAAAUCACCCAGCCUGGAGUAUGUUAAAUCACCCAGCCUGGAGUAUGUUAAAUCACCCAGCCUGGAGUAUGUUAAAUCACCCAGCCUGGAGUAUGUUAAAUCACCCAGCCUGGAGUAUGUUAAAUCACCCAGCCUGGAGUAUGUUAAAUCACCCAGCCUGGAGUAUGAUAAAUCACCCAGCCUGGAGCAUGAUAAAUCACCCAGCCUGGAGUAUGUUAAAUCACCCAACCUGGAGCAUGAUAAAUCACCCAGCCUGGAGUAUGUUAAAUCACCCAGCCUGGAGUAUGAUAAAUCACCCAACCUGGAGCAUGAUAAAUCACCCAGUCUGGAGUAUGUUAAAUCACCCAGCCUGGAGUAUGUUAAAUCACCCAACCUGGAGCAUGAUAAAUCACCCAGGCUGGAGUAUGUUAAAUCACCCAGCCUGGAGUAUGAUAAAUCACCCAGUCUGGAGUAUGUUAAAUCACCCAGCCUGGAGUAUGAUAAAUCACCCCGCCUGGAGUAUGUUAAAUCACCCAGCCUGGAGUAUGUUAAAUCACCCAGCCUGGAGUAUGUUAAGUCACCCAGCCUGGAGUAUGAUAUGUCACCCAGCCUGGAGUAUGUUAAGUCACCCAGCCUGGAGUAUGAUAAGUCACCCAGUCUGGAGUAUGUUAAAUCACCCAGCCUGGAGUAUGUUAAAUGGAUAAGAGCGUCUGCUAAAUGA
Molecule: messenger RNA, 2127 nt
Organism: Oncorhynchus keta (chum salmon)
Lineage: Eukaryota; Metazoa; Chordata; Actinopteri; Salmoniformes; Salmonidae
Exons: 3
Coding region: 1-2127 (708 amino acids)
Source: RefSeq, a predicted model, not a curated record